Molecule: messenger RNA, 10786 nt
Organism: Cyprinus carpio (common carp)
Lineage: Eukaryota; Metazoa; Chordata; Actinopteri; Cypriniformes; Cyprinidae
Product: nuclear factor of activated T-cells 5-like
Exons: 13
Coding region: 5656-9240 (1194 amino acids)
Biological process (GO): regulation of transcription by RNA polymerase II; calcineurin-NFAT signaling cascade; cytokine production
Cellular component (GO): transcription regulator complex
Molecular function (GO): transcription factor binding; RNA polymerase II cis-regulatory region sequence-specific DNA binding; DNA-binding transcription factor activity, RNA polymerase II-specific
Source: RefSeq, a predicted model, not a curated record
CUCGCGCUCGCUGGCGGAGUGUUUACACACACACACACACACACUACGGAGAGCGCGGAACGACGCAGACGCUUUAUUUAUGAUAUCCAGAAGUGUCACUGCCUGCUCUCUCUGCACCUGGCUUUCGUUUGUUUUGGUUUUUCGUUUCGUCCAAACCAAACAAUGUUAGUUUGUUAGGAGCUGUUCCGUUUGUUAAGCGCAGGUCCGUGUCAGUUUCUUGGCGGAUCGGAGGCACUGCGAUGCCCUCUGAUUUCACGUCGCUCUUUAGCGCGGAUAUCGACCUCGAUUCGCCCAAGUCCCUCUACUCCAAAGAAUCGGUAUAUGAUCUUCUCCCGAAAGAGCUGCAGCUGCCGUCUUCUAGAGAGCAGAACGCAGCCGCUAUGAGUCAGAAAAGUGGUGGAGAGGCAGGACCUCCGCCGUCGAUGGCUCUCGCCACAGGUAAGCUUUGUUUUCGUAUUUUAAACCAUCUUUUCUCUCAGAUGCUGAAGACUGGAGCUAAGGCUUGCAUCGUGAUGCAUAUUCACCUGCCCACAUAUUUUGUGGUUGAUUAAUUUGGUCUUUGACAGGUGGUUUGAGGGAAGGGUGUGGUGACAUCGGAGGAAACUCGUUUCAGAGGUGGACCAAGCUUUUGAUAAAAGAUAACAAACAACUAACAUUUAUUUUUAUUUUUUUGAAGUAACAUGCACCGAAUGCAAUGAAUUGUUCACAAUGGGACCAGAAAAUAGGGACAUUUACGCACAGAAAGCUGUUUUAAUGGUAAAUAUCAAAAUAAUACUCUGUUAUUUAAUCAGGAAAAUAUAUCUGAUUGCAUAUACGGGUUUGUGGUCUAAACAUAAUCUUGUUACUUUGUGAAUGUUGGGCCUUGCUGAAUUUUUUAUAUUUUAAAAUUUUUUUAAGGAAAACCGGCAAAAAUAAAUAAAAUAAAUAAAUAAAUAAAUAAAAUUUAAAGUGGGGGAAAAAGAUAUUUCAGAGAAAACAAAACUUUUAUUGGGGCAUCAGAGUAGCAAAUAUUUUUUUGCAAAUAAUAAUUAAAUAUCAAUAUUUAAUUACAUUUAAAUCAAAAGCAUUUUUUUAACUUGGUAUUUAACAUACUCAACAUUAAUAAUAAUAAUAAUAAACACAUAAAAAUAAUUUUGCAAGUCUUGCUUUAUGAAUUUCCAUUUGGCCUGCCGGCAUUAUUCUAGCUUUGUGAAUGAACAUAAUUGGCUCUGUGCCUCUUAAGUCCCAAUUUUGCUCAGAAAAAGCAAAAACAAAACAAACAAACAAACCCUGAAAUUAAUUUAAACAAACAAACAAACAAACAUGCAUACAGUACAAUCAUACAUACAUUAAAAUAAAGAAAUAAAUAAAUCUGUUCAGUAUAAAAUCUGUUUGGUAUAAAAUUACAGUAAGAAUAUUUGAAUUUUUUUUUUUGGGGUAUGAAAUUCCAGUCUGCAUUAACAUUCUAUAUACAAAACAUAUUCAUGUAUAAUGCAUGUAUAAUUGGCAAUUAUUACAAUUUCUCCUGACUUGCAUUGAACACUGAGGAAAGAAUCUGUCCACAGUGAAAACACUCCUCAGAACUUUUCUUUUGAGUUCCUAUUUGUACAUUCAAAAUGCAAUUCACUUUAGUUUCUUUUACUCUGCCCCUUUAUCAAAGUGCCCAGGUUUAGGGUGAGUUUCUGUAAACCAGAAGUCUGUUGCCUUUGGACAUCUGUACCUAACUGCAGCCAAAUGCAUCCCUCUGACGAGGCAGGACAUGCUGGCUGCAGCUGAAGGAAGGUGACGUAUUUUCCAGCUUAAAUGAAUUUCAUUGUGGGAUUUUAGGUUUCACUGCAAAUUGGACUUGCUUCUUCUGGCUAUUUUGUCUUCUAGUUUAAUUCAUAUUUUAUUUGUGUAUAAUUUUAUUGUUUAUUUGUGUAUAUAAGCAAUUAAACAAGUGCUCUGGUAUUUUCUGUUUGUUUGACCUGUUUGACAUUUGUUUUUCUUUGUUUGCUUGUAGUUUUGUGGUUUUGUUUUGUUCAUUGUUUUGUUUUUGGUCGUUUUGUUUUGUUUAUUUAUUUAUUUCUUUGUGUUUAUUGUUUUGUUUUGUUCUUUUGUGUUUUGAUGUGUCAUGUUUUGUUUUGUAUCUACCUUUUUGUUUAGUGAGGGACGACUCUUUUGCCACAUUCAUGUCCCUUCAAAUAUUGUCUUCCCGCUGUUGAGUGUGUAUAUUUUGGGUUCAUGUGUGUAUCAUCGUCUCUAACCCUAGCCUUUUAUUACCUUUAUUAUCUUCUCUUUUACACUCAAUAAUAGCAAAACAUACAUGCAAGGUAUUGUUCCUUUCUCAAGAUAACCUUUCAUGUGGUUUUCAUUCUACUUGUUAAAAAUAAUGGGCCAGUAAAUAAUUUUUUUUUAAUUAUAAUGUAAAGUAAGGUUUUUAAUUUAGUUUGUCCAUGUGUUUUAACGAAGCAUUCUAGAUGCUUAUCUGUUCAUCAAAAUUGAUAUUUUGAGGCUCAACAUAUAAAUUAACUGGAAUAUACACUAAUGGUUAAAAGUUUGGAAUAAUUAAGAUUUUUCAUGUUUUUGAAAAGAAGCAUUUUCAAAAGUAUCAAAAAUACAGUAAAAAAGUAAUAUUAAUAAUAUUAAUUUUCCCUUGUAGAAUAAAAGUAUUUAUUUACUUUUUUCCUGUCUAAUUAAAUGUAAAUGUUUAUUUUUCUUCUGAGAGGGAAUCAACUGCAAGAAUUCUUCUGCCUAAAUCAAUAAAAGUGUAAUUCUCUCACUGCUCGCCUGCAGGAAUGUGUGUCCUCCAUUGGUGAAUUCAGAUUACAUUUUCGUUUGGCCCCUCGGGGCCCCUGUUGGCUUGUGUAACAGUUUCUAUCAAAACUGAAAGCUCUGAGGGCUCAGUAUAACUCAACACACUCAGGUUGCUGUGUUAAGUUGGCCAUUUGCUGAGUAAAGAGUACAGUGCAGGCCAGACUUAUGAAUCAGAGGGGUUCUUGUAACUCUGACACAGAUUGUCCAAAGUUGAAUAUACUGUCUGUUAUUUAAUUUCGGUUUAUCAUCUUAUGAAUAUGAAUCUUUUUUGACUCUGCUGAGUUUGUCUAACCUGCAAUUUUCCAUAUUAACAUUCUCAAAUUCCUAUCAAAGGUUGAUUUGCAGCCACUUUCAGCCAACUUAAAAAAAGAGAUAGACGCUGUGUGUUUCAGUGUCUGUAUUGUUGCACGCCUGCCAAGAGGUUGCAGCAUAAUGCAUAAUGAAAAACUCUGGCUUUGUAGUCCUCCGCCAGAACAGGGUUUCAAUUAAUAAAUAAUAAUUUCAAUUAAUUAACAGUUCUGCACAAACAUAGGAGCAGAUGACUCAAAUGUCACUGUAUCAGAUGUCAAACUGGCAAAUCGUUUCUCCCUCAUCUUGAUGUGACAGAGAAUGAAAAUAAGAAUGGGAAAAUAAUCAGUUUUUUUUUUUGACGCAUAUGACUCUAGCCUUCAGAAACAUAAUAUAAAGAUAUGAAAAAUACAUUUUAUGCCUUUGACUCAAAAUCAAAUGGUUGAAACUCAUACAUGUCACACCUACAGUUGAUUCGGUUCAGGAAGGACGAUUUCAGUAUAUUGAAUACACAAUGGUUUGUGGUUACUAUUGUUGUCACAUGUCAGACAGUAUUUCGCACAUGGAAAGAGUUCUUCCUGAUUUAAUUAUGUACGGCUUGACCACACUUCCUGUGCAUGCAGGUGUCUUCAUGUUUAUCAUGCCACAUUUGUGCAGCAGUUUGAUCAAUCCCAUUAAACUAAUUCAUUUAAACUGUUUAUGCUGUGAGACAGAACAACAAAUCUUAUAAAUGAGGAUAAGGCAUAAAUAGCAAGGAAAGUUUAAAUAAAGCAUGUUUUGGGAUAAAUGCUGAAUGUGGCUGCAAAUCAUUCUCUCUGAUUAAUGUGUGAGUAUUAUUGUUUCACUGGGUGUUAACAAGGUUUUGUUACUGUUGCUGUAGAAUCGUUGUUGUUAUUUGAAUCAAUUCUGUCUUGUUUUUAGACCAGCGGUAUAGUGUAGAAACUAAGCUAUUGUGGAUGCAUCCUCUACCAUUAUGAUUUGCAUAUGAGCCAUCAAAUGGUAAAAACAUGGGAAGUCACAUUAUAUAGUGCUUUAUACGUAUAAGCUUCACAUUAAUGAAAAGGAAAUCAUGAGGUUUUUUAAAGAGCACAUUCUGAGAUAGCAACAUACAGAAUUUGAGUUUGUUUUAUAGGGAGGGGCGUCAAGCUCACCCCAUUGUUAUUGUUAUUCAGUUGACUCAAUGUCUCAUUCAAAUUACAUCAUCCAUAUUGUAUUGGUUCAUAGGCUUUUUUUCAAACAAAGGAGCCAAGCUCCAACGGUAGACAUGAUAAACAAAAGCUAUCUUUUUUUAUUUUUGUAUUCAACCCAUCUGGCUGUUUCUCGUGUUGUUGAGUCUUGGCAGCUGUCAGAGUUUGGCAGCAUGGUUUGGUGGUUGAAGGUCUAGAUUACUCAAAUGUUGGUUGGUACCACCCAUGAUGCAACUCGUGAACCAUCCUAGUUUUGCAAUGUACAUCAGAUCCUUUUGGUGCUUGGCCUCAAAGCACUUUCAUUUCAUCAUCUUGCAGUACAACAGAUGAAUGUCAAAGAAAAAUUGUCAUUGUAUAAGGUUUAAAGAGUUAGUGGAUAUUCAACAACAUCAUUUUUGAAACACAAAUGAGGAUACUUUUAAAAUUCUCUCAUUUUUGCCCAUCAUUUUGUAAUCCAUAUGAGUCAAGCGGUUUAAUCUUCAAAGUCAUGAAAAAAGACAUGAUCGCGUAUGAUGUACAGAUUUAAGUUAGGCUUUUAUAUAAACAUUUAUCAGUGCACGUGCAAAAAGCUCAUCAAAUAUGGUCAAUAGAAGCUAAACGUGCUUGCUUAACAUGAAAAAAAGCAUACAUUUGUUUAUGGAAUUCUAAAUUAAAUUUGUUCAUUAUAUGAAGCAAUCAUGUUUCUUCAGAGGACUUUGAUUCAUAACAGCUCUAUUCAUAUGCUUUAAAAUAUUGCGUUACUCCAUAAAAAAGUAAUUGUGUACUUUUCAUAGAAAAUAAUGCUUUGCAUUACUUCUGCAUUACUUUUUGUUACCUGAGCUGGGCUUCCUUAUUUAUUUUAAUAACAAAGAACCCAAAAGUAAUAUUUUUGGAAACUGAACUUUUUAGAACAAAUAAAAAAUUUUGGUUGUGUGGGCUUUCAAAGGAUGGACAAAAAAUUAUGUAAAUAAACGUAAGUCUUAUAUGGGUUUUGAACAAUAUGAGGAUGAGUAAAAUUAUGAUUUUUUGGGGGGGCAGAAUUGUUUUUCAAUUUCGUUUUAUUCUCUAAUAUGCACAUUUAUGCGAAACAAACAAUUAUUGAAUAGGUCUUAUACCACAGACAGGAUUCAUGUACCCUUUUUAAAACUACUGUAUAUGAAUGCUUUACCUCAUCCAUUUGUUUAAAUGAGGUGUGGAUGUUGUGUAGCUUGAUUUUCAAGGCAAAUUAAUACGGAAAGGCUAUUAGAUGCACUAAAAAAAAUUGAACAAAGCCUUCUUCAUUUUAAUAUAUUUUAAUGGUCAGCUUUUAUUACUCAUUGGUUGUCUCAUUUUCAUUCCAGGAAUUUCUCUCUGAAGCAGGGAGUGUCUGCAUACAAAAUGCUCUGCAGUUUUCUGCUUCAUAGAUGCAUCGUCCGCCUCUUCUGCUAUGAGCAUGGGAAGUCCUCGCAGGGCUUUUCCCACCUCAGCUUCAGAGCGCAUCGCCGUGCAUGAAAGCAGCACCCCGGGAGAUGUUAGCAGUCGAAGAAAAGCUGAGGUUCUGGCUGCAGAAAACAAGCUUUCCGGUCGAGAAAAAGGUGGCCAGCAGACCCAGCAGCAGCACCAGAUGACACCCUCAAAACGGCCUGUCCUCAACAUCUCGCCUCCACCCGAGGACCUGUUCGAUGAGAGCAACAUGUCCUGCCAGGAUGAGAUCCUUCUCGACUCAGAGCAGAGUAGCAGCAUCUGGAUAGAAAACUCGGUGUCCAACUUCAGUAUUGUGAGCUCCAGCUCCUACAAUGACAACACUGAAGUGCCCCGCAAGGCCCGUAAGUGCACCCCGCGACAGAAGCCCGGGCCAAAGCCGGUGCCUCCUGAAGAGGCCAGCAUGGAUGUCUUUGAUGCAGAUAGUGCCAAAGGUCCACACUUUGUGCUCUCGCAACUUGGCCCAGACAGCAAGACCUGUUCCAAAGCAAGCUCUGAUGGACCACAAGCUUCUGGCCUUAAAGGUGGGAUACUGUCUCGUCAGUAUCCUCAGAAAAGUGAAGGGAAAGAACUGAAGAUUGUGGUGCAGCCUGAGACUCAGCAUAGAGCGCGGUACCUGACUGAAGGCAGCCGUGGGUCUGUGAAAGACCGAACACAGCAGGGUUUCCCUACUAUCAAGCUCGAGGGUGUGAAGGAGUCAGUGGUCCUGCAGAUUUUUGUAGGCAAUGAUGCUGGACGUGUGAAGCCCCAUGGCUUCUACCAGGCUUGCAGAGUUACAGGCCGUAACACAACCGUCUGCAGGGAGGUGGACAUCGAAGGCACCACUGUCAUCGAAGUGCCUCUGGAUCCCAGCAGCAAUAUGACUCUGGCUGUAGACUGCGUGGGGAUCCUAAAGCUCAGGAAUGCUGAUGUGGAGGCCCGUAUUGGGGUGGCUGGAUCUAAAAAGAAAAGCACCCGUGCCAGACUGGUGUUUCGAGUCAACAUCCCACGCCCGGAUGGCUCUGUGCUCACGUUACAGACCUCUUCAUCUCCCAUAUUGUGCACACAGCCUGCAGGAGUACCUGAGAUUCUCAAGAAGAGUUUGCACAGCUGUUCGGUUAAAGGGGGGAGUGAAGUCUUUAUUAUUGGAAAAAACUUUCUCAAAGGAACCAAGGUCAUAUUUCAGGAGAGUGCUUCAGCAGAUGAUAAAUCCUGGAAGGCAGAGGCUGACAUUGACAUGGAGUUUUUCCAUCAGAAUCACCUUAUUGUUAAAGUCCCUCCAUAUCAAAAUCCAGCUAUCACAUCUCCUGUAUCUGUUGGUAUCUAUGUUGUUACGAAUGCUGGACGUUCCCAUGAUGUUCAAACAUUUACAUACACUCCAGAGCCAGAAACAUGCUUGUUUGCAGUUGUCGAUUCUUCUGUGAAAAAGGAAAUCUUGCCUCCAGUGACACCUUGUUGUUUUGAACAAAUGAAAGUAAUAGAUACUGCCUUGAUGACGCCAGUUUUGCCUCUUGUUAAACGAGAAGAGGUCACUCCAAUGGAGGUCUCCAGUAACCCCUCUGCCUUCAAGACCUCUGAAGUCAUCAGUUCAGCUCAGCAAGCCUUAGAUAUGAGUGCUGAGAUCUCCACCAAUAACUGCAAAUUUUCCAGUUCGCUGGCACACCAAACAAGAGAACAGGAUCAAUCUCAGAGCUCUGUCUUUUCCAACAAAGAACCAUUCAGCACCAUCCAGGAACAGAGUCUUGCACCCAGUGGCUCUUUCCAUGUGCCUAAUAAAUCUCUCCUCCAGCAAGGAGUACAGCCAUUCCUCUUGGAACACAGAGAGAGUCUCGGACAGGAGAGGACAGGCAUCAGUGGCGGUUCAGUGGUGGGGCUCUCCCAGAUUGACGACAACUCGCAGCAGCAGCUCUCACUUCUACCUCCAGAUGAGGUGGCACAGCUGGAGCAGGCCGUGCGGCAGCUGCAAGCGAAGGGAUUCUGCAACAUCCAUCUCCAGAGUGAGAAUUCACUGUCAAAACAAAGACAACAUCAACUUCAACAGCAGCAGCAGCAACAAUUCCAACAACAGCAGCAGCAAAUCCAGCAGCAGCAACAGCAAAUCCAGCAACAGCAGCAGCACAUCCAGCAACAAGAGCAGCAAAUCCAGUUGCAGCAGCAGCAACACCAGCAACAGCAGGCUUUGGAGAGCUUUCAACAUCAGCUCUUUCAGCCCCAGGUUCAAAUACAUUGUACUUCAGAGCAGCAGAGCUCUUCCCAAGGUAUGGUUCAGAAUGGAAGCUCUCUCUUCCAGCAAACCCCAACACAACAGCAGCAGCAGCAGCAACAAGCAUCCUUGUUUCAACAAGCAACUGGCUUUCUUCAGCAGCAGCCCAGUCAUUCCUCGCCUUCUCUGUUUCACAACCCUACAGCCAUGACCGAAACCCAAAGCCCAACGGAGGCUCUUUUCCACACACAGAAGACCUCACCCAAUCAGGAUCAGGUCCAAGCUUCCCUUUUCCAAAGCAAUCUCACGGUUCUCGGUGGGUCCAACAUGUCAGCGGAAGCUCAGCCCUCUGCGACCAGUAUGUUUCUUUCCCAAAAUGCCAUACCAAGUCAACUUGCUGUUAACGCCGGCCAGCCACAGCAACUGCCCUUUCUCACUUCUAUGCAGACAUCUUCUCUUGAGGCACCAUCUGUAUUUCAGACUCCACCCCAACUGUCCCCCAUUCAGCAAGGCACUCCGAUGGAGCAGCAACAAUCACCACAGCGAGCCAUGUUCCAGAGCAUCUCCCAGUCACCAAGCAAACUCCCCCCUGGUCAGCAGCAGCAGGCUAAUCUACUCCUUGGAUCCUUAAGUUCUCCAGUGACACAAGAGCAAACCUCCAACCUGCUAUUCGUUGGCCAAGUCCAGAUAGGAUCGAUGAACAACAACAGCCUAGCUUCUCCAGACCAACAGAACACUUCCCUUCCCUUCUCUCAGGCCGGCAUGGUUACAGUCAGGCAGCAGGAGUCGUCUGAACCCAUGACAUUUCAGGAUCAGACUACUAUGGUGGUCAACCCGUCCUCGAAUAAGCCCAUCUUCCAAGACCAGCAACCAAUGCAGUUGGCACCAAGUUCUGGUACAGCCCCUUCACAGUCUGUAAACCUCUUCAUGGGCCAAUCCAGCAUGCAAGGGGGUAUGGCUUCUCAAGAAACCCUUUUUGGACCACAAAGUGAUGUAACCAGAAUUCAGACUAGCACUUCCUCUCCAGUACAACAGCCUGGUCAACUCUUUCAGACCACAAUGAGUGGAAGCCUCAACCAGCCCAAUCAGAAUCAGCAGCCAGACCUGUUCCUCUUUGAGAUUCAGAAUGAGUGCCGUCAGCUAAUGAACAGCCAAGGAUCUACACUGUCUGACCAGAUCAUUGCCAUCAAUCAGUCUGGACAGAGUCAGCAAGAGAGCGAAGGGCAAAUCCAGUCUUUACUUGGGCAGUCUAUAGCAGAUCCAGGAACUGUGCAGACCACCUUGACAACCUCUCAGAACAUGGAGAAGAUUGACCACCUUCUGGUGAGCCUUCAGGAGCAAGGCAAUAACAUCUCCCACUCCUAUUAGGGCCUUCAAGGUGUGGCUGCCCAUUCCAUUCCAUACAUGAUUGUAGAUAUUUCUUGCAGACAUAUUGGAUAGUUUGGUAUCCUCUAUCUUGGAUAUUUGAAGAAUACAUGAUGUUGAAGAUAAUUUGAAAAAAAUAGAGUUUUCAGAGCAGGCCAUUCACUCUAUAUAUUGACACUGAGAAAGUAGAGUCGUCUGUUGAAAGAUCUGGCAGAAUCAGCUUCUGUUUUGAUCUGCAAUUCUCCAGAACCCUCUGGAGAACCUCAAUGCAAGAGCAUUUCUCUGAGGAACUUACAUAUGUUCCUGCUAUAAAGACUGUCAUUAGUUCCGCAGCAACCCCACCAUAAAUAAAGGCUUUGAGGCGUCUGAGAUAUAUAUUGAAGUUCCUUGAGUACACAGUAGGAUAUUUGAGGCACCUGGAAACCUAGAGAUUCUGCCUCAAGUAUCUCUUUAUUUUUACAGUGACAGAAAGAGAAGAUCAGGACACAUGGGACGACUGCAGUUAUGCCCGAACAUGAUUUGUAGACACCCCACUUUCUCAGUGAGCCUCGGAUAACUUUGUAAUUUCUAUUUUUAACUGUUUAACAUAAUCAAGAACGCUUGAUAGAAGCAGUGUGCAGUAAGAUUUUUAUUUUCAACACUUUUUGCAAACAGCCGUUAAUACCUUUCUGUCUCGGUACACUUGAGUAUCUAUAAGCUAUUUUGCUUUUGUAAAACUAUUUUAUGCAGUCAAUUGGGGAAAGAAGAUAUCUAAGUGAAAAAUCUAUCUUCCUAGCACUUUAUAUAUACAUAUAUGUUUUCAGUGUGACUCGUCGACAUUUCAUCAAGAUGUCUAUCUCAAACCAUGUUUACUGUAUUAAUAAUUCUAGUGUCUUUCAUCUCUUUAGACUAAUCCGUAUAAUACUAUACCAAUUAGAAAUGCUCAUUCCUGCUUUAAAAAAGCAGUUAUCCGUAAUCUGAAAAACAAAUUGCUUCUGAUAUUUAUGUUUGAUUAUUGUUUACGUUAGUACAUUUAGUUGGUGUCUGCUUUGUUUAGCAUGUCUGAGUGUCCUAUAUUACAUGUGUAUGUGUGACAUAUUAUUUAUAUGUCUUUUACUGAUUUUAAAAUAUUGAUAGUAUAUGCUUGUAUCAUGCUGUGUCAUUGUGAUGGGUUGGGUUGUUUUAUUUGCCAGUGUCUGGUAUGCUGGAACAAAGCAGAUUGUUUUUAUUGGCAAAUCAGAAGGGAGUGUCCAACCAAUAUUUUCGACAAGGCAUACAGUAAAUACAAAUGCUGAAUAUGCUGGGGAAGCAACCCUUGGUCCCACUUUAUAUUAAGUGGGCUUAACUACUAUGUACUUGCAUCAAAAAAUAAGUACAAUGUACUUAUUGUGUUCAUACUGUAUUGCAAAACACUUUUCCUGCUAUUGAGGUGGAAUAUGGGUAAAGUUAGGGACAGGUUUGGUGGUAUGGGUAGGUUUAAGGGUGGGUUAAGGUGUAAGGGAUGGGUCGACAGUGUAAUUAUAAAUGUAAUUACAGAAAUUAAUUACAGAUGUAAUUACAUGCAGGCAUU